AUGGAGAACAUUUCCAUCAGUGGUUACCCGACGCCCUCAUCUCUCAGCGCAAAGCCAUUCCGUCCCAAUUUUCACGGGCAAGUCAUCCGGCAACAAACAACCGACCAACCUCAUAUGCCUAGAGGAGUGGGAGGAAGUUUGAUGUUUGCUACCAGCUACAGCGCAGCUAUAGUCUAUGGAAGCUUCACGGGGACAACGCCUGAGAAAUGA
Colletotrichum lupini is the source of this 210-nucleotide messenger RNA. RefSeq lists its product as uncharacterized. NCBI's taxonomy places the organism in Eukaryota, Fungi, Ascomycota, Sordariomycetes, Glomerellales, Glomerellaceae. Bases 1 to 210 code for a protein of 69 amino acids. The record is from RefSeq and is a predicted model, not a curated record. The transcript has 2 exons.